GAAUUUGAUAGUAACGUUGCAGAAAGGGAGGGACGUGGCGACAAGUAAAAACAACAAAUAAAUUAAGUAUUUGCGUAGAGUUUUUCAAUAAUAUUAUAAGCCUUUUCGUCCUUUCGAGUAUUAUGUUGAAUAAAAUAAUAUAUUUAUUGCAGAAAAGGCGGGCUCAAAACUAGGUGCUGCCACCGUUAGUUUACCUCACAUAAGUCGUUGACUCUCUGACUCUUGGUUGCAUCAGCCAUGAACUCACAAAUCGAUUUUUUAAUUUGAUAAUAUAUUGUUUGACUCUUUCCAAUUUCUCCAUCUUCCCCUCGAAGCUAUACAAAAUGAAUAUGAUUUUGUGCACCAUUCAAUAAAAAUAAUCUAAAAUAUAACCAUAAUUUGAAAAAAAAAUAAAACACUUUAAUAAAAAAGAAAAUGGUUGGAAUUCAAUCUUUAUAUAAGUAUCACAAAUUUAGUGGAUAGAUUUACCCUCACCCUCAUCACCUGAGAGAGAUUAUGUUGUGUUAUCAGUGAUUAUACUUAUGUUUUAUCAAAAAAAAAAAAUGCAUGCAUAUUAGAAUGAUGAAAAAAGAUAUUUUUAAUUAUAUUUAUAUUAUUUUUUAUCAGAGAGCACAAAAUAUUGUGGCAUGCUCGGAAUAUUUUAAUAAUUUUCUUUUUCCAACUUGACGAGCAGUGAAUGUUUCAGGGGACAUGAUGGCAAAAUUUUCCCCUCGCAUCAACAUAGGAUCAAUACUUGGUUUUCAGGAGGAUGCUGGGCAGUAAAAUUUAAGAAUAAAUAUUUCCUCCCUGCACUACUUUGCUUUCAAUGUAAAAUAACGAGAGAAACUUGAUGUGGUAGUUACAGGUGUCCAGAGUUGCUCGUCGCAGACAAGACAAUCUUCGUCCCAGAAUGGAGCUCAAUAUUGGCGUUGCAUUAAAACUUUGACCCGUUAGACUUCCGGUCAGGUUAUUCCUGAGCACAAACCCAGAGAUUAUAUCAACGGCUAUUAAAAUGACCCAGCAAAAAUGGAAAAUAAUUAUAUUUCCUUUUUAGAGGUCAGAGUGUCAUACAACUUGCAUUCACCAUGUCAUGAAAAACGACCCCUAAUUUCAUGGGACUUAAGCAUCUACAACUACAAAUUGUGAAUUUGUUUGAAAAUUUAUUUUGAAAAUAAUUUUUUAUUCUCCAAAAUAAGAGAAUAAAAAAAUCUAUUUAAUAAUGUAUUUUCAAAAAGUAUUUUAAAAAAUAAAAAAUAAAAUAUUAUUUUGAAGAAUAAAAAAAUAAAAACAACUUUUAAAUGUUCUGUGAUUAUUGUUUUAAAAAAUAAAAAAAAAAAAAAAAUAUUUAUUUUUAUUAUUUUUUUAUUUUCAAAAUAUAUUUUAUAAAAUAUUAAUUUUUAAAAUAAUAAAAUAAAAAUAAUUUCAAACAGUCUCUGCAUGUUUCCGCAAAAGUUCUAUGUACCUUGGAUUGUAUUUUAAAUAUAAAAGUAAGACAACAGGGGGGAAAAAAGAAAAAGCUAUGUUGUGGGGCUGGGAAAUUGGGCUCAUGUUUCACUUAGGCCUAUACUUGGUGGGCUCUUUACGUAGCCCUAAUCAAAAUUGGGCUUUAAACCCAAUGUGUAGUCAAUCUAAAGGAGAAUUCAUCAGCAGAAGAAUACCAGAAUCCCAAUCUAGGGUUUAAGCAAACCGCGAGAACCCGAUAACUCUUCGUCGAAGAAAUCACGUUUCCAGGAAUGUUUGUGCGUGAGCCUGACAAGGCUGCAGUGCUGAAGCAGCUAAAAUCUCAUGUUGCCAUGUUCUGUGCUUGGGUCGUGCAAUUCGAGUCACCCCUUACGUCUUCCACUAUCUCGUCGGCGAGAAGGACGAGCUCAAGCUAGAACUCUAGAUUCUGACCUCCAGGAAUGUCGAUGAUCCUUCUGCAUUCAAUCAAUAUAUUAAAGAAUAAAAAGAAAUUGGAACUAAAUUCAGGAUUCAGGAAUCUCCUUUCUCGUUCGAAUGGAAUUAAAGUCCAAGCAAACAACCAAACGCACUUGUCAUGGUAAUCCUGUUUCCAUUUCUUGAUCUAAUGUGUUUAUUUGACAUCAACCAAACGGGCGAUCAAAGACUUUGUGACCUCUCUAGUUGCAUCUCGGUUCAGAGGUAUCAACUGAGCCUAUGGCCUUAUGGUCUUUUACGAGAAGGCUUUCACUAAGGCACUUUCAACUUCUUCUUCCUCGCAUACUUCACCCAUCAAAUCUCACAGUCACACCUCACCAUCUCUCUCAGGGUUUUCAGCAAACAGUUUCCCUACCGUCUCACUUCCUUAAACCUUCAUUCUCUUAUCACUCUCGAGCUCUCAGCGAUCCCAUCGACUUCAAUGCUGAUAAGUUCCAUUUCCGUGGGGAUCCAAGUGACCCAGUUCUACAGCAGUUCCUUGAAUUGCUCAGAAAGGUCGAUUAUAGUUCAUCACAAGCAGAGGCCAUGGCCUUUCUGGAUGGAUCAGGUAUCAAAGCUAAUAGAAAUUUAAUUGGUUCGGCGAUUUGGGAACUGAGGGAAGAGUACGAUGCUGCUUUUUCGUUUAAAUGGGGUAAGAAGUGGAAUUGCAAUGAUGAAAAUGUUUAUCAAUUGAUGAUAUGGGUCUUGGGCUAUCAUCGGAAGUUUUCUACUGCAUGGGGUUUGAUUCAAGAUAUGCAUCGGUCUUCUCUAUGUACUCGGCAGGCUAUGCUUAUUAUGAUUGAUAGAUAUGCAUUUGGAAAUGACUCAGCCAAGGCUAUUCAAACAUUCAACUUCAUGGAGAAGUUCAGAAUGACCCCUGAUAAUGAAGCAUUCCAUGCUUUUCUGCAUGCACUUUGUAAGCAUGGGCACAUUGAAGAGGCUGAAGAGUUUAUGCUUCUGAAUAAGAAGCUCUUCCCUCUUGAGACCGAGAGUUUUAACAUUAUUCUGAAUGGGUGGUGUAACAUAUCCGUAGAUAUACUUGAAGCGAAAAGAGUUUGGAGAGAAAUGUCGAACUAUUGUAUAACACCAGAUGCUACCUCAUAUAGCCACAUGAUUUCUUGCUUUUCAAAGACAGGAAAUCUUUUUGACUCGCUUAGACUUUAUGAUGGGAUGAAGAAAAGGGGUUGGGUCCCUGCGAUGGAGGUUUAUAAUUCUUUAGUUUAUGUUUUGACUCGUGAAAAUUGCUUGAAGGAAGCUCUGAAAAUGAUAGAUGAGAUGAAAGAAGGUGGCUUGCAGCCAGAUUCUGCCACCUUUAACUUAAUGUUACUCCCUCUUUGCAAAGCAAGAAAGCUAGUACAUGCAAGACUGUUAUUAAAUACAAUGGUAGAGGAGAAUCUUAGACCGACGAUUGAAACCUUCCACGCAUUUCUUGAGGGAACAGAUUAUCAAGGGACAUUGGAAUUUCUUAUUAGGAUGCAAAGUGACAGUUUAGGGCCUAAUGGGGACUCCUUUCUUAUAAUUCUUGAGAAAUUCUUUAAGUGGGAGCAACCUGUAAAUGCAUUAAAAAUUUGGCAGGAAAUGAAAACUUUUGAAGUACUGCCCAGCUGUAUGCACUACAGAAGAAUGGUUGAAGGGCUUGCGACUUGCGGGUGGCUAGUUAAGGCCCGGGAAUUUCACAAGGAGAUGAUAUCAAACGGAUUUUUGGAAGAUCCAAGGCUAAAGAAGCUCUUGCUGGAAGAAGUGUUUGAUAGUAGCGACAAAGGUAGACAGCAUGUUAAAGUGACCAAGAGCGGUAGAAGCAAAAGCAAGAUGAAACAAAAGUAUCCAUGAGAGGCUCAAGAAGGAACACAAUCUCACAAAAGCUGCCGUGGUUUAUCUUGCUAGCCAAUCUUCGACUGUAAUGAAUGCCAUAAGAUCAAGUGCCCAUAUUGGUCAAUAAUAUGGUGCUGCUGCUUUGCAACAGGUUCUUACUAUCGAUGUACAUCUGUAGCAGCGCAAUUUUUUGCCCCUUUAUAAUUGGGCAAUUCUUGCAUGCAUCAUGUCCAUGCAUCCAAUGGGUGAGAUUGUGUCUGCAGAUGAAGAGCUCACACCAAGACCCAGACACAAGAAUUUUCCCACCUGUCCCAAUCUUUGAUUAUUUUGGUUUCCAUAACAAGAGCAUAUUUACUGAAGACAUGGGAUAGAUUUUUUAAGAGAGGCUGCUGUUGUAUAUUUGGCAUCUUUCAAUUAUGGAUGAUAUGAAUAUAGAUCCGAUCUCAUCAGGACAUUCUCGUUAUGAAAUUUUCACCCCUCUGGCUCA
This is a messenger RNA of Prosopis cineraria, 4192 nucleotides long. RefSeq names its product pentatricopeptide repeat-containing protein At1g80880, mitochondrial-like. NCBI's taxonomy places the organism in Eukaryota, Viridiplantae, Streptophyta, Magnoliopsida, Fabales, Fabaceae. Gene Ontology annotation, molecular function: protein binding. The record is from RefSeq and is a predicted model, not a curated record.